This is a messenger RNA of Scylla paramamosain (green mud crab), 7839 nucleotides long. Its product is annotated as unconventional myosin-XIX-like. Gene Ontology annotation, biological process: actin filament organization; vesicle transport along actin filament. The transcript has 21 exons. Gene Ontology annotation, molecular function: microfilament motor activity; ATP binding; actin filament binding. Gene Ontology annotation, cellular component: cytoplasm; vesicle; myosin complex. The record is from RefSeq and is a predicted model, not a curated record. NCBI's taxonomy places the organism in Eukaryota, Metazoa, Arthropoda, Malacostraca, Decapoda, Portunidae. Bases 248 to 3592 code for a protein of 1114 amino acids.
CUUAUGCAGUGUGUAUGUGUGUGUGUGUGUGUGUGUGCCGCCCCCGCCCAGACCUCGUGACAUGACCCCCGUCCACCACUGACGACGACACCGACCACCACCACCACCACAACCAUCAAAAUUAUGAGAAAAUAUUGCAGUCACCGAGAAAAGCGUCAGCGAAGUAUGGCAGCAACAUGACGAGUUGGAGGGGACCUUGCCUUGCCUAGUGGAAAUUCACCUCAUAGCAUGGUAACUGAAGGACAGAAUGAUGUCUGGCAGAGGCAAAGUCCCACCACCAGUCCCCAGGAAGAAGCCCAAGCUGGAGGGUGUGGACUCCAAGACAAAGGAGUGUACCCCAUCAGACUCAGUGUACCAUGUGCCAAAGGAGCAAUUGCUUGCUUGUGAAGAUCUCCUCAGACUCCCAAUCUUAUAUGAUGACAUUGUUCUGCAGUGUGUGCACACCAGGUUUGAGAAAGGCCUCUAUUAUACUUGGGCUGGCCCUACCCUUGUAGCUGUCAACCCAUGCCACCCUGUGGACCACCUCUAUACACCUCAGCAAAUAAAACAUCAUCACCAAGAAGUUGAGAGUGGAGUUGAGGCCAGAUCGGCACAUGUGUACAGUGUGGCAGGUGUGGCUCACCACCGCUUGCAGCAUGACAUUGGGCUUCUCAAUCAAGCCAUCCUGGUGUCUGGUGAAAGUGGUUCAGGAAAGACUGAAUCAGCACGAUACAUGCUGGGAUACCUGACUCACGUUGAGAAGCAUUUUCCCCAAGUGAAAAAAACACCUUCAAAAAAUGUAGUGAGAGACAAACAACCUGAGGAUAUUCAGAAGAAAAUAUUAGCUUCCAAUCCAAUCCUUGAAGCUUUUGGUAAUGCUGCAACACUACGCAACCAUAAUUCCAGCAGAUUUGGAAAGCUAAUUUGUCUGCAAUAUGGUGGAGGGCAGAUGCGUGGGGCUGAAAUUGACACCUAUCUAUUGGAAAAGACGAGAGUCACUCACCAGCCACACCACGAACGUAACUUUCAUAUUUUUUAUCAGGUUGUGUCUGGACUUGAAGCUGGAGUGAUUAAAGACAUAGGAGUUGAAAAGGAACAGAAGUUUGCCAUAUUAUCAGAGCAAGCCACUGCUUCAGAUCUCUCCAAUCUUCAGGAAACUCUCCAUGCCUUUAAACAGCUACAGUUUUCAGCAGACCACAUGAAGCAGAUAUUUCAAGUUAUAUUGGCCUUGCUGUACUUAGGAAACAUCAAGUUUCAGCAAAAGGAAGUGGGAAAUACCAGCUGGAUGAUCAACAAAGAUGACAAAGACAGUGCUGAGGGGCUAAGAAUUGCUUGUCAGUUAUUAGGCCUAGAUGACGACAAUGUGACAAGGACCCUUACUGUCCACACCAUAAAUGUCUUUAGUGGUGGCAAGGUCAAUGUGUUCCAUAAACCAUUAGAGCGUGAGAGUCAGUGUGCUGAACGUAGAGAUGCUCUCAUGCAACUCUUAUACCAGACACUCUUUCUGCACAUUGUUAGCUUCAUCAAUACUGAAAUUAGUGUUCACAGAAGUAUGUGGUCACAUUUUAUGGGUAUCUUGGACAUCUAUGGAUUUGAAACUUUUGAGAAUAACAGUCUAGAGCAGCUGUGCAUCAACUAUGCCAAUGAAAGACUUCAGCAAGCAUUUAUACUUAGGUAUCUUGCAACAGAACACAAGAUACUGAAAGAGGAGGGAUUUCUUGAGAUGGACAUUCCAUACACAGACAACUCCAACUGUGUUCUGGUUAUUGACUCACACAUCUCUGUCUUUGCAAUUCUCAAUGAGGAAUGUCAGCUGAAACGUGAUGUGAAGGAAGAGGAGGCCUGCAUCCGCAUCUGUAAUGCUCUUGAGGACACAGGUGUUGUCAGUGCCCCACCUUACCACAAGCCCAACCCUGGCUUUGUUAUCAAGCAUUAUGCUGGCCCAGUACAGUAUGAAGCACAUGGUCUCCUGCACAAGAACAAGGAUGAAGUCCCACAUGAAGUGUUACAAUUGCUGACUGUCAGUAGCAGUAUCUUCAUGAAAAAACUGACUUCACUGCUUGAUAACAAAGAUCCUGAGUUUGGCAGGCGGACAACUCGCAAGAUCACAACUCUUGCAAAAUUCAAAUUUUCUUUAGAUUCCUUGAUGAAGACAUUGUCAGGUUGUGAUUUACAUUAUGUGCGAUGCAUAAAACCCAGUUUGAGAUGCCUGCCAGGGCAAGUGGAUAAGGAGUACAUGAUGCAGCAGUUGCGGGCAUGUGGCAUCAUUGAGACGGUCUGCAUCAGCCAGGCUGGGUAUCCAGUGCGAAUGUCCUACAGUGACUUCAUUAAAAGAUAUGGAGACAGACAAGGAGUUUUGGAAGUGGUUGAUGCAUCCAUUAAAUUGGCCACUUCAGUCUUAGCAUCAAAAGAAAAGGAAAAUAUUGAUAAUCUCUGCAGGUUUGGCCACACUCGAAUGUUUCUCUCUGAAAGUGCUCUUCACUCUUUGGAAAUAGUGCGUGAAAGGAAGAGGACCCAGGCUGCCACCUCUUUACAGAAAUAUUGGAAAAGACAUAAAUGCUGGAAGCAGUUCAGAAAACUGAAGGAGGCAUCUCUUGUGUUUCAAAAAUAUACAAGGAUGUGGUUGGCAAAGAACGGAUACAGAAAAAUUAAGCGAAGUUGUGUGUUGAUCCAGAAACACAUCAGGAGGUUCAUUGUGCACCAGAAAUAUCAAAGAUUACGUAAGGCAACUGUGGUAAUCCAAAAGUACUUCAGAGGUUCAAUAGCAAGAAGAAAAUUUGAUAUUGUACGGCAGCAGGCAAUAGCAAGACCUUAUUCCAGCCAGUCUUACAUGUCCAUGAACAGCUUGGGUUACUGUAGCCUUUCUACAUCAGUAUCAAGUUAUGGUAUCCAUCAUUCUCUUGUUGACAUGAGUUGUUUAGAAGCAUCAUUUGGUACUCUUGGAGCUUUGAGUUUAAAUGGAGACUUGUUUAAUUCUUAUAUAUCCCCUCAGCAUCAUCAGAGAUUACUUGAAACAGAAGAGUCAGGCAUUGAAACUGACACUGAAAGUAUCAAUGGUGACAGUGGUGUCAGCAAGCCACGAAAGUUGCGCCGCAGGGCCCAGCUGCAAAAGCUGUUGCAAAGUAGAAGUAGAGUUCGUCACACCGGUAGUGAAGAGUCUUUAGUAGAUGCACCUGAUGUGGCACUUCCCAGUGUUGAAGCAAGAGAUGAUGCCUCAUGUCAAAAUCAGGCAAAUUUUAAAGAAAACAUUGUACAAGGAAAUUCUGUAAAUGUCUGUAAUAUUUCUAGAACUGAAAUUAAAAAGCAUUCUUCAGAUGAAAGGACUAAAAAAGACAGACCUGUGCCCUGUGAAGAUCGACAAAAGAUGCGUGUUGCAACUUUAAGAAGUCUCCAUGAAGUUUCUGAUAUUCUGAAAACUACUUCUCCAUUUGAAGACCUUCAAUUAGUUUUACUGAAACAAAGCAUUUCAGUUUUCUUCAAGAGUGGUGUACUUUCCUACAGACGCAUGCCAAUGAUCAGCAUCAAGUUCCACACCCGUCCUACCUGCCUCCCCUUUUCCCAUCACCUGCCCCAUCACGAGCAGCCACGAGGUCUAUGGGAAGCACUCCCUUAAUAAGAAUACAAGAGUAUACCUGCCAAAAUUUGCCUUGCACUGGAAUGUUUAACCUUGAACUACUGGUUUGUAUGACUUGGAUCAUAUCUCAUGAACCAGUCACUGUCCUUGUUGUUGUAAAACUAUUUUACAUUUUGUGUGUUUCUGAGGUUGUCAGUAAUUUUUUAUAUAUUGCAGCUUGAAAAGAAAAGAGAACAUAUCAAUAUGGUAAGACGUAAGAACAUUUUCCUUAAAAGUUCCAUGUAAUUCAAGAUGAUCAAUACCCAAAAGAUAAAUUUUAUUCUUGACAUUAUAUACAUUAAAGUACCCUGGGAAUACAGUUGGAUUGGAUCCUUCUUAGGGCUUCAUUCAGGAAUUUCAUUCUUUUCCAGGGUGCAUUUGUAUAUAUUUUUACCCUUGUGAUUUUAUGCUAUGUAAAUUUGAAUUUUCUUUCUGAAACUUUUAAUGAAAGAAGUUGCUCAUUUUGUGGUUAGGCAUUCCCUAGAUUGGUAUAUGAACUAGGUACUGCCUAGAUAUUGAUACAUUUCUACUGUCAUCAGAGGCAAUAAUAAUCAAAACUGAAACUUAAUAUAAAAUAGAAUCUGAUAAGGAAUGCACUGCAGACAUCUAUAUUCAAAUUUAGUUUCAUAAUAUAUAUAUAUAUAUAUAUAUAUAUAUAUAUAUAUAUAUAUAUAUAUAUAUAUAUAUAUAUAUAUAUAUAUAUAUAUAUAUAUAUAUAUAUAUAUAUAUAUAUAUAUAUAUAUAUUCAAAUUAUGUAGAGGUUGCAGACAAAAUGCAUCCAGAAAAAUAAAAGAAAUAAUGAAAUGUUUGCAGUGCUUUCAGUGAUAUGUGAAUAACUUAGAUUUUGUGAUUAUAAAUUACUGUAAUUGGAAAAUCAGUCAAAAAUCUAGAAAUGAGCCUAGAAUUGUAUUGGAUACACAUGGAAGAGACCUGUCCACAUUUGAAUUUUAGAAUUUUGUACAAUUUGCUUAGAUCAAACUUGUAUGAAUAGAUAUAUAUUUGCACUCCAUCAUUUUUUAGUAUAUUAUAAAAAAAAUAGAUAUUUAGUGUCCUUUGUAAGGUGCCAAAUAGUAAUGAAAUGUAGGUACACAAACAUGGAAUGUAGAAUGACAGCUAUGUGUUUGUCAUUAUUAUACCUUUCCCUUCUUCUUGUUAUUUAUUUAUUUUCUUCAUGAGGCAGACUUGAAAUCAUUAACAGCACACCUGACAUGUCAUUACACAUUCCACUUAUUGACAUUGCUGCUGGUCAAUACUUAAUCAGCACUGUUGUGGCAGCUUAGUCAAGAUAAAGUGUGCAGGCAAACACACACACUAAUUAAAGCCUAUCUUAACCCUCUAAUUCUAAAGAGGAAAGGCCAGUUAUGAUAUACAAUAAAACAAUAUCUUAAUGUAAUAGCAACCCAAGUGUACACACAUUAGAAGCUGGACUCGUACCUAACUGUAAGCAACUACAGAAAUACCAUCAUCAGUUAUUCCCUCCCUCCUCCUCCUCUCUCAGUGCAUUUUGCCAGCAUCAGGCAUCAGUGAGUAACUAACUUCUUUGUUGUUGGAAUAAGCAGUCUGCUUAUUUUUUUUUUUGUUCCUACCUGCCUUGCUAUUUUUUAUAUAUAAGAAUCACAUAGCCUAUAGGUCUCUAGGAAAGAGAGGUACAGUUUUCACUAAACAACAAUGUUCAAGGGUCCAUUGUGAAGCAUAACACCAAUAACAAUUAUAUUCCAUUCCCAAGAAUGGGGUCUUGCCAAGAUAAGGCACCACAACACGCCAUAUACAUUCCUUAGAAUCAAAUUAAUUCCAUCUUCAUCCAUAGGCCUCUUUUGUACUUCAGACAUAACUAAGUAAACUUUAGGCAUCACACCUCCAUUCCUUCACCCACUACCUGCUAAUGUCUCUCUGAGACAAAAUACUCCAGAACUUACAAGCCAAAACAAGUAACCAUAUCAAGCAUUUUUUUCUGCACUGAUGGUAAUAAACCUGAGGGGCCCAAAUCUCACCAUAAAUCAACAUAACCUCAUUACUGAACAGGACAUUAAGGUCCAGCCUUGGGGAAAACAGGGAGAUUAACUAUUUGAAUAGGUUGUUUUACCUCUUCAUAUAGUAAUCAUGUACUAGAAUGUCACAACUAUAUACCACACUAACAUAAACUUACCUAAAAGUACUAACACUUAAAUUUCUUGAAUCUAUUUUUGUAUAAAAUGUAGCUAUUUUUGUUUCAUAAAAUGGUGAUUUUGCAAGCUCCUUUUUGUUGUGUAGAGCUAAACUUUUAACCUGUUACUGUGUGUACAUAUCAGUGCCAAUGUAAUCAUAAUUCUAUGUGAUCAAGGAUUGUUCAGCAUUAGUAUACCACACAGUUUAUGAGUACUGGACUAAAAGACUGACCACAGCAGUGUCUGCUGAUAGGGUUGCUUGUGUGUAUUAACUCCAAUAGAAUAAGAAUUAAUAAGUAUCCUAUUGUGAAUGAGAAUGUUGGACCACUAUUAUUUAUAUAUAUUUUUAUACAAACAUUCCUAAGUAUCAAAGAAAUACUCAAUGCCAUUUAUAAGUAGGUAGACUGAUUUUACACUAAACAGGCACUAGAGAAGCACUAUACAAAAGUCCAAGUGAUGACACAUUUUAGGCUACUCAUUCAUAUGUCAGAAGUUCUGGCUAUGAAGUAGUGAAUGUUAUGCAGUGCAAUCAGUGAUAUGGCUCCUUAAUUUUGCAGUGUUUACUCAUUAAUACAUAAAAUGUCUUAAAAUAGAAUGUAGAGGAAGAGAUCAAAUCAUUCACUAAAAUAUACUUGUUUCAGACAAUUUAGAAAUUGUGAAUUUUACUUUUUAUUAUUAUUAAUAUUAUUAUUGAGACAUUUUGACAAUUUGGAAUUGGAGGUGAAAAGGGACACACGUGUUAUGUUAUGGGCCGAGUUAAUUCCUGACUAGUUUCGCUGGUGCUUCUUCAGAGGAACUGAAUAAGCUCCAGCAUUGGCCCCAUUGAUAUGAGGCUGGAGUGUUCAUGGUGUCAACCUGCUCGCUGAUUGGGCUGGUUCAUACAGUGGGUCACCCACCUCAGCCUGAGUCACGUGUGAAGGGUGCACCGCAUGUUGCUGCUGCUGUCACUGCCCACACAAUGUCCCCAGUUCUCCUAUUCAUCAUGAAUAAUAAUAACAUUAACAAGAGGACUGGGGACAUCAUGUGGGAGACAACAGCAAGCAGCAACAUGUGGCAUACCCCUCACAGUUGACCCAGACUGAGAGGUGGGUGACCCAGCAUGUGAACUGGCCAAUCAGGUUGAUGCCACAAACGCUCUGGCCUCAUAUCAACGACACCAACACUAGAGCUUACUUAUUUCCCCUAAAGAAGCACCAGUGAAAUUAGUCAGGAAUAAACUCACCCCAUAACACCCGUUUUUCUCUUUUCAUCUCCACUUCCAUUAUUAUUAUUAUUAUUUUUAUUUUUACUACUACUACUACUUCUGUACAUGUAUCUUUAAAUUCUAACCAAGGAUUGAUGUAGUUGACAUGUUCAUAGUGUAAGAUUGGUGCUACUUGUGUGAUGUUACUGUUUCUAAUGAAUUAUUGUAAAUAUUAAUGUUCCUGAUGUCAGCUCAAAGCAUGGUAUAUAUUUAUGUACAAGAAAAAACAGAUCUAUAUUUUUUGUUUUCUUAUAUACCCCUGAAAUCAAAUUAAAUUAACUGAAUCUAUAUUUUUUUGUUUUCCUAUAUACCCUUGAAAUCAAAUUAAAUUAUCACUUUACAGAGAAGCUGUUUUCUAUGAAGCCAUUGAUCUGCACAUUCCAAUAACUCACUCAUGAUCAGUACUGAUGGGAGUCUGUCAUGAAAAUAUCAAAUUUUAUUUUGCUUACCUGAAGGUCUGACUUGGAGCACAACUUUUAGUUUGAAAGUAAAUUUAGAAGACAGGAGUCUUGACCUUAUCUAAAAAGGUUAGAGGUCUCAUUAAUGCAUCACUUAUAGGGAAGGUAUGUGCUGGGCAUCAUGUGUCCAACGUGCUGGUGUGGGGUGACGCUCCUGAAGAGAAUGGUGACUCAAACCAGCUUAUUCGGGGGCAUGUGUCCCCACACCAGCACAGGUGAAAGAAUUGAGAAUAAUUACAUUAAUCAUGAACUCCAAAGUUCAUAAUUUAAUACAUUUUUUUUUAAGACUUGCAUAAAAGUAAAAUUAGCUAAUUUUGGGAUUAAAGAAUGAUAAUCACUGAAAUUUGCAUAAUUUACAUAGAAGUCUGACUGGCCAGCUAAGUUACUUUACUAUUACUGAGA